CCCUGCCGGGCUCCUGCCCUGUUUCCCUUCCCCCUGCCUCUUCCUUCCCGCGUUUGCCAUGGCGACACCGAGUGGCCUGAUCCGGGCCCUACACCGCGGGACCCUCGGCCAGAACAUGGCAGUGGAUCGUAUUUUCUCUGGUAUCCAGCCAACUGGGACCCCUCAUCUGGGUAACUACCUUGGAGCCAUUCAGAACUGGGUGAAUCUGCAGGAAAAGUGCAGCUCGGUGCUCUAUAGCAUUAUGGACAUGCACUCUCUCACCAUGCCCAAGGAGCCAGCUGUCCUGCGCCAGAACAUCCUGGACACCACUGCUGCCAUCCUUGCCUGUGGGAUUGACCCAAAGAAGUGUUUCCUGUUUAGGCAGUCACUGGUUCCUGAGCAUGCAGAACUUGCCUGGAUUCUUGGGUGCAUAACUAAUGUGCCACGUCUGCUACGUUUGCCCCAGUGGAAGAUGAAGCGUGCCAGCCAGAAUAGCGAAGGAACUGUUGGUUUGUUGACUUACCCUGUGCUUCAAGCAGCAGAUAUUUUGCUGUACAAGUCAACACGUGUUCCUGUUGGAGAAGAUCAAGUCCUGCACCUGGAGCUAGCCCAAGAUAUAGCACAACAUUUCAACAAGAAAUAUGGAGAAUUCUUUCCUGUGCCCAAAGCCAUUUUAAGUACAACAAAGAAAAUAAAAUCCCUCAGAGAUCCAUCAGUGAAGAUGUCCAAGUCAGACCCACAGAAGUUGGCUACUAUUAACAUAGCAGACAGCCCUGAUGAAAUUGUGCUGAAAUUUCGCAAAGCUGUGACUGACUUUACCUCGGAGGUGACCUAUGACCCCGCCACUCGCCCCGGUGUCUCCAAUCUGGUGUCCAUUCACGCUGCAGUAACAGGGCUUAGCAUCAAAGAAGUGGUGCACCAAGCCACAGGUCUCGACACUGCUCACUACAAAAUGGUGGUAGCUGAGUCAGUUAUCCAAAAAUUUGCACCUAUCAGGAAUGAAAUCAAGAAACUCCAGGAAGACAAGUCCCAUCUGAUAAAGGUUUUAGAGGAUGGAGCAGAGAAAGCCAAAGAACUGGCUGUUCCUGUCUAUCAAGAAAUAAGGAGACUGGUGGGAUUUCAAUAGAAGCUGCUGAGAAGUUGCAAGGACUUUUGUAUCAUGGAACAGAGAUUUGUUAUUUGUAAUAAAAUCAUUUAUUAAUUAUUAAUCAUUUUGGUUUGAAACAAAAACUUUUUUUUCCUGGAAGAUCCAAGGAGAACGUUGAAUAUGGUUGCAUUAAAACAUGCAUGAAGCCAGGUAUUUCCAGUGGGACCAGCAUUAAGCUUAUCUGGAUAGUCAGAGGGAGGACAGAAGCAGUCACAAUUCACAAAGAAAUUGUGCAAAAGCAGAUUAUAAGCUUGCCUAUGUGGGUUUUUGGAUUUUUUCACUGCAAGAAGAUGAAGUGUAGGCAAGGUGAUCAGAAUCUAGCAGAAAGAUUUGUAAUCCUCUAAAAAAUGUACUUAUCUGUGUAUGUGAUCUUGUUACACUUGGACAGUUUAUCCUCUUGGGGAUUAUUCAGCUUUGAUAUGGUGAUUCAACAUGCUUUUGGAUAACCAGAA
Pseudopodoces humilis (Tibetan ground-tit) is the source of this 1578-nucleotide messenger RNA. It is a transcript of the gene WARS2, whose product is annotated as tryptophanyl tRNA synthetase 2, mitochondrial. Gene Ontology annotation, biological process: mitochondrial tryptophanyl-tRNA aminoacylation. NCBI's taxonomy places the organism in Eukaryota, Metazoa, Chordata, Aves, Passeriformes, Paridae. Gene Ontology annotation, cellular component: mitochondrial matrix; mitochondrion. Gene Ontology annotation, molecular function: ATP binding; tryptophan-tRNA ligase activity. The record is from RefSeq and is a predicted model, not a curated record.